Erinaceus europaeus (western European hedgehog) is the source of this 8269-nucleotide messenger RNA. RefSeq names its product family with sequence similarity 186 member A (gene FAM186A). The coding region runs from base 11 to 8239 and encodes 2742 amino acids. NCBI's taxonomy places the organism in Eukaryota, Metazoa, Chordata, Mammalia, Eulipotyphla, Erinaceidae. The record is from RefSeq and is a predicted model, not a curated record. The transcript has 9 exons.
CUUCGCAAAAAUGUUUGCCAAAAAGAAAAGUGAAUCAGAAAAUAAUUCUGAAUCAGUAAAAGACGUGACAGACUUCACCAACGUGUCAAAAAUGUCCAGAAAAGUCCCUUCUAGAUCAGUGACCCCUAGGCUUGAGAACCCAUAUGCAAUACAAGAAGUCAUCCACAGGAUUGAGGCAGCACAGCACUUCAGAGCUGCAGAGGAUAUUAAUAUGAAGAUGAGUGAUAUAAUGGACAAUGUCCAUCGAAUAAUAACUCGCUAUGCUGCUGAAGACAUUGCGAGCUCUAAAAGGAAGAUCUCUCUUGCAGAACAUAAGAAACGGAGAAAUAAUUUGCUGGAAAAAUUAAAUAUCUGUUCUAAUAGUAUUGACUUUAAAGAAAAGACUCUUGUCCAUAUACUGGCCUGGUUGGAAGAGUGGCAUGCUACUUUGUCCGAGAUGACUGAAGUUGAUAUUGAUGAAUGGUACUACUGGUUAACACAAGUAGAGUUUUUACCAGACACAUUAAAAAAUAUUGAAGAAAAUGUUGAGUUACUAUCUAAAAUCACUUCAUCUCUGAUUGAUGAAAAGAAGAGGCAGAAGAAAAAAACAACUAUCAGAGGUACUCUCUGGAAACCUUGGAAAGAGAGAGCUGUAAAACGACCUGCCACAGUCCAUGCUUUAAAACCAGAUCAGAUGAUUAGUGAUGAACUUGUAACAAGAACAAAGGUUUCAGAAAUCCAAGAUAUGCUCCAGGAACUCAUAGGCACUGGAGCAUUCAGCAAAUUGGAAAACAGUGCUAUUAAAUAUAUAUCAUCGACAUUAUUCAAUUUUUUAAAAGCUGUUAAUAUGCUAAAUGAAGAAGUGAAAAUUGCUGCUCUCCAAAUUGCCAACUUGAAAGCAAGUGAAAUGAAUAAGAGAGAAAGGGAGUUAUCUUUGAGGACAAUACAUGAUCUUAGUGAAAAAAAUGACGUACUUGAGCAUAAACUUCAAGAUAUGGAGGACAAAUAUGAAAAGCUUCUGCAAUCCAAAAGUAUAGACUCCCAAGCAAGAUAUGAACAACUUAUGCAGUCCUUAGAUAUAAGACGCCAGGUGUCAUCCGUAUCAACUGUGAAACUGUCAUCUGAGAUUUCUCCAAGGUCAUCUGUGGCCAUUUUCAAAACAGAUGCAGAAGGCAAUGUAGAGAAUAUUUUGGAGAAAAAAUCUGAAGCUACUACAGACUUGCCCCAAAGUAAUGAGACCAAAGUCUCAGGGGUCAAGAAGGACUCAGUUACUGCUGAGCAAAGUGCUUUAUUUGAAAAAAGGCUGAGAAAACCUUUGCAAGAUAGCAAGGAAAUUAUCAUUGAAGAAGUAUUACCAAAGAAAGAAGAGACUGAUAUAGUUCUGAAAUCAAGGUCCUCAAAAAGUUCACGUGUAUCUGACAUCUCUAGAUCAAGUCUGAUUGAUGAAAAGAAAAAAGAAUCAAGAUUAAGCGCUUAUAUAAAAUCAAAAGGUCUUGUAUCUGCUGAUGUUGGCACAAAGAGCUCAGAUCGCAGGAGUGAAAUAGAUGAUCUAUUGGGACAACUCAGGAAGGCGGCUAAGUUUGAAUAUCCAUCUGGUAAAAGCCAGUUACCUCCAGAGAGUAAACAGGAACUCCCCUCUGAGGCAGAAAAGAGUAAAGAGAAGAAAUCUGAGGCGACAAGUCAAGCAGUCUCACCCGGACCACCCCAGGAUUCUCAACAUGAGAAAGUGAAAACAAAAGUAAAGAAACAAUCACUCUCUAGAGAAAAACCCACAACUAAAGAAGGAAAAGAUGAGGAGAAGGAACCAUUGAUUUCUACCAAGAAAGCCAAGUCUCGUGAAGUUAAAAUGCGAUCGAGGCAAUCUGGAGAGGCUGCAGAACCUGCCAGCCUUCGUGGAAGUUUAGACAGCAAAAGUGAAAAGAGUAGCUUACAGGACUUUCAGAAAGCCAUAGUGGCUUUUCUAACUGAGAAAUUUAGUGGCAUAGAAAAAAAGUCUCUGGAUAGAAAAUCUUUACCAACAGAGGAAAUAAUACUAAAGGGAACAGAAGGUGAGACUAUUGGAAUCAUCAAAGAAACAAUAGAGGAAUAUUUACAAAAAGUGGCUAACACUGUUACAGAAGUCUUGAGAGAAUACAGAGACUUAAAAAAGGAAGCACAAAGGAUAGACAGCAAGGAAGCCCCACUUACACCGGAACAGGAUUUGCAGAAGUCAACUAGUCUAGUGCCUGAAAUUAGCACCUUACUCUCAUCUCAUAGCACAGACCCACUGAUUGCCAAUUUAGUACAGGCGAUUGUCACUGAACUAGAAAGUGAAAAAGAUGUUCCACAAGCCAAGGUUUCAGUCCCCUCAGGAGUAAGAAGAGACCACAAGGAAAGGAAGAAAUGGCAGGAGGGACAUUUGCAAGAGGGUCAAGGGAAAAAAUCCCAGUUGCAAGGAGAGAAGGACCUUGUAGAAAGAAUCGAUGAGGAGGAAGAGGCUUGGUAUCAGCCAGAGGGAAAACGGGGACGACAGAAGCAGAAACAACUGCAGGAAGAAGAGAUGUGGAAGGGACAGCAAAGGCAGAGAACACAAAGGCCGAUGGAGCAAAGUGAGAAGCCAAAGCAAAGUGAUGAGGAGGAGGAAUAUCAGAAGCCAAAACAUCGAGUAAAAGCCAGAAAGCAAAAAAAGAAAGAACUAGAGGAGAAAGGACAGAAGGCAACAGAGGAAGAAGCAGAGUUUCUGGAGAUGGAAGACAGCUGGGAGGAAGAGGAAGAAAAACAGGAGUCACAGAGAAAGGUAGAUGAUCAGGAAAGGCAGGGGAAGGAAGAAGCAGCAGUAACGGAUCUAAUGAAGGCUGAAGAGAAAAUUUACGAAGAACCACGGCAUGCAGAGGUUCAGAUAUCAAUGGCAAUGUCUCAAAAGUGGAAGAAAGUAUUGAAAGACUUCUUCCGGCUAUAUGAAAGAGAAUUGUCCCGUGCACAUUUCAAGACAGCAAAGAUACUUGAUGAUGAAACACACUUUAUACCAAGCACUUCUACUGCUUCCACUGAAAUGACUGCAUCAGGGGCAUUUCAUAUUUCUGGACAGUCUCCAAGAAAAUCCAUCACUUUCACCCCUGAGCAAGCCCAGGCUCAGAUCACCUUAACCCCUGAGCAGGCCCGGACUCAGGAGAUGAUCAUCACCCGUGAGCAGGCCCAGGCCUUAGGGAUCCCUCUAACCCCUGAGCAGACCCAAGCACAGGGUGUCCCCUUCACGCCUAAGCAGGCUCUGGGGAUCACCCUCACCCCUGAGCAAGCUCAGGCUUUGGGGAUCACCUUCACCCCUCAACAGAUCAAGUCACAAGGGAUCACCCUCACCCCUGAACAGGCCCAGGCUCUGGGGACCACUCUCACUCCUGAGCAGGCCCAGGAUCUGGAGAUUACACUGACAGCUCAACAGACUAAGGCAGAAGGGAUCACCCUCACUCCUGAGCAGGCCCAGGCCAUGGGGAUCACCCUCACCCCUGAGCAGGCCCAGUCACAGCAGAUAACACUCACUCCUGAGCAGGCCCAGGAUCUGGGGAUCACUCUCACUCCUGAGCAGGCCCAGGAUCUGGGGAUCACGCUCAUCCCUGAGCAGGCAAAGGCACAGGGGAUCACCCUCACUCCUGAGCAGGUCCAGGCCCUGGGAAUAACCCUCACCCCUCAACAGACUAAGGCACAGGGGAUCACCCUCACCCCUGAGGAGGCACAGGCUCUGGGGAUCACCCUCACCCCUCAACAGAUCAAGGCACAGAGCAUCACCCUCACCCCAGCGCAGGCCCAGGCUCUGGGGAUCACCCUCAGCCCUCAACAGAGUAAGGCAAAGGGGAUCACCCUGACCCCUCAACAGACUCAGGCACAGAGCAUCACCCUCACCCCUGAGCAGGCCCAGGAUCUGGGGAUCACCCUGACCCCUCAACAGACUAAGGCAAAGAGCAUCACCCUCACCCCUGAGCAGGCCCAGGCUCUGGGGAUCACCCUGACCCCUCAACAGACUAAGGCACAGAGCAUCACCCUCACUCCUGAGCAGGCCCAGGCUCUGGGGAUCACCCUGACUCCUCAACAGACUAAGGCCCAGGGGAUCACCCUCACACCUGAGCAGGCUAGGACUCUAGGGAUCACCCUUACCCCUGAGCAGGUCCAGGCUCUGGGGAUCACCAUCACCCCUCAACAGACUAAGGCAGAGAGUAUCACCAUCACUCCCGAGCAGGCACAGGCUCUGGGGAUCACCCUUACCCCUGAGCAAGCCCAGGCACAGUGGAUCACCCUCACCCCUGAGCAGGCCCAGACUCUGGGGAUCACUCUCACUCCUGAGCAGGCCCAGGCACAGGGAAUCACACUUACCCCUGAGCAAGCCCAGGCUCUGGGGAUAACCCUCACCCCUCAACAGAUUAAGGCACAGUGCAUCACCCUCACCCCUGAGCAGGCCCAGUUUCUGGGGAUUACCCUCACUCCUAAGCAGGCCAAGGCUCUGGGGAUCAGCCUGACCCCUCAACAGACUAAGGCACAGGGGAUCACCCUCACUCCUGAGCAGGCCCAGGAUCUGGGGAUCACCCUCACCCCUCAACAGAUCAAGGCACAGGGCAUCACCCUCACCCCUGAGCAGGCCCAGGCUCUAGGGAUCACCCUCACUCCUGAGCAGGCCCAGGCUCUGGGGAUCACCCUCACCCCUCAACAGACGAAGGCACAGAGUAUCACCCUCACUCCUGAACAGGCCCAGGCUCUGGGGAUCACCCUCACCCCUCAACAGAUUAAGGCACAGGGCAUCACCCUCACCCAUGAGCAGGCCCAGGCUCUAGGGAUCACCCUCACCCCUGAGCAGACCCAGGCUCUGGGAAUCACUCUUACCCCUCAACAGACUAAGGCACAGGGGAUCACCCUCACCCCUGAGCAGGCCCAGGAUCUGGGGAUCACCCUCACCCCUCAACAGAUCAAGGCACAGGGCAUCACCCUCACCCCUGAGCAGGCCCAAGCUUUAGGGAUCACCCUCACUCCUGAGCAGACCCAGGCUCUUGGGAUCACCCUGACCCCUCAACAGACACAGGGGAUCACCCUCACUCCUGAGCAGGCCAAGGUUCUAGGGAUCACCCUCACCCCUCAACAGAUCAAGGCACAGGGCAUCACCCUGACCCUUGAGCAGGCCCGGACUCUGGGGAUCAUCCUCACUCCUGAGCAGGCCCAGACUCUGGGGAUCACCCUGACCCCUCAACAGACUAAGGCACAGGGGAUCACCCUCACUCCUGAGCAGGCCCAGGAUCUGGGGAUCACCCUCAACCCUCAACAGAUCAAGGCACAGGGGAUCACCCUCACCCCUGAGCAGGCCCAGGAUCUGGGGAUCACCCUCACCCCAGCGCAGGCCCAGGCUCUGGGGAUCACCCUAACCCCUCAACAGACUAAUAUCACCCUCACUCCUGAGCAGGCCCAUGAUCUGGGGAUCACCCUCACCCCUCAACAGAUCAAGGCACAGGGCAUCAUCCUCACCCCUGAGCAGGCCCAGGCUCUGGGGAUCACCCUCACCCCUGAGCAGGCCCAAGCUCUGGGGAUCACCCUGACCCCUCAACAGACUAAGGCACAGGGGAUCACCCUCACUCCUGAGCAGGCCCAGGAUCUGGGGAUCACCCUCAACCCUCAACAGAUCAAGGCACAGGGCAUCACCCUCACCCCUGAGCAGGCCCAGGCUCUGGGGAUCACCCUCACCCCAGCGCAGGCCCAGGCUCUGGGGAUCACCCUAACCCCUCAACAGACUAAUAUCACCCUCACUCCUGAGCAGGCCCAUGAUCUGGGGAUCACCCUCACCCCUCAACAGAUCAAGGCACAGGGCAUCAUCCUCACCCCUGAGCAGGCCCAGGCUCUGGGGAUCACCCUCACCCCUGAGCAGGCCCAAGCUCUGGGGAUCACCCUCACCCCUCAACAGACUAUGGCACAGGGGAUCACCCUCACUCCUGAGCAAGCCCAGGCUCUGGGGAUCACCCUCACCCCUCAACAGACCAAGGCACAUGGGAUCACCCUCACCCCUGAACAGGCCCAGGCUCUGGGGAUCACCCUCACCCUGGAGCAAGCCCAGGCUCUGGGGGUCCCUCAACAGACCCAGGUAAAGGAGAUCACCCUUACUCCUGAGCAGGUUCUGAAUCUGGGGAUUGCCCUAACCCCUCAACAGAUGAAGGCACAUAGGAUCACCCUCACCCCUGAGCAGGCCCAGGCUCUGGGGAUCACCCUCACCCCUGAGCAGGCCCAGGCUCUGGGGAUCACCCUCACCCCUCAAGAGACCCAAGUUUUAUAUCGCCCAUCUACCUCUUUUACAGCCCCAGUUUUAGAAUACCCCCUCAGAUCUGAAGUAUUUCAUCCUCCAGAAGUUCCCCUGGCCUCAGAACUGGCCCCACCUGUGGGAAUUAAACUCAUGACUGAGCAGGACCUAAAAUUAAGAGGUCUUCUCAUUACUGAGCAGUUCUCAUUACCACUGCAAGAAUCAAGACUUUCUCCUCCCAGUAGGAAAUCUACAGCAAGACCUAGCCAGCGACGGACACCAUCUACUGCUACUGCUGAGAAGCCUCCUGUGUGUGAAGCCUCUGCUGCUCCUUUGCAGAUAUCAGGCAUAUACCAAGACUCCUUUGUCCCCAGGAAAUCACAGGAAAUGAGGAUUCCUCCUGACCCUGGGCAGGUCCUGGCACCGCAGACAACUACUUCCUCUGGACAGGCCCAGGAUAGACAUUUUCCCAUUUCUAGAAAGCCCUCAAUACCUGGUACUGCUCUCACUACAAGACAGUCCUUGGUUCCUGAGGCUCCUUCCAUUCCUGAGGUGCUCCCCAAAUCUGCACCCUUUACGAUCUCUGAGCAGCCAUCCCAGCCUGCUACCGUCCCCAGACAACCUCCUCACUGGCAAGUUCCUCUUCCCCUUGAACAGCAACAGGCACCAGGUAUCUUCCCUGAGCAGACUGUCCCACCGUGGGUGCCUUCUGCCCCAUCCUCUGGGAAGCCCCAGAAAGAACCGGACUCAUAUUUCUUUAAGAAAAGUAAAGAAUUGGCUGUUUCUCCUCUGAAAUCGAAAUUUCCAUCUGUCCUUCCUAGUGUUCCAGCUUUCCAGGCAUCUCAAGCCCCUUUUACCACCAGGAAGCUCCCCAUGCCAGAGGCCUCUGACACUUACGAAGAAAUCCCAGGGCUCCGUGACUCUAUUACCAUACAGCCAUUUAGAGCAUCUCAGGCCCACCUUGCCAAAUACAGGACACCAGCACCACCAACUCCUUAUGAGGAUGAGGGAGCCCUCCCACCUCUCGUGAAGCCUGUAUCAUCACUACCUUCUGUUUCUGAACCCCAAGAAUCACCAAUUUUACCUUUUGAAUUGGGCCCCAAGCCCCAAUUACCUCCUCUAGACAAAUCCUGGAUACUGCCUUCAGUUGCAGUUACUAAGAAAACCAAGAGGACGGUGGCCUCACCCCCUUUCCAAGAGCUCCAAGAGCAAGAGCAGAGAUAUUUUGUUGAUGUGGAAGGUCAGAGAAGAAAUCUGAGACUCUUAAAUCUGGCCACAAAAAUUUCUGGACUCCCUUUACCACUGUAUCUAAUGACUAGGAAUCUCAUCAUUGAGACGCUUCACGCCGACACAGUUGGACUUGGAUACCUGUUCCGCAAGUACAUUGCCUUUAGGCUGAUCCAGCGUGCAAGAAACAACAUAAUCAAAAGAAUAGAGGUCAUCCAAAACACUGGGAGAGGUUAUGAGAUCCAGAACCUCUACAUAAUGCUGAGCAGACUUGAUAACUACCAGAAAAAAACAAUGCACGUCUGGACCCAGAAGCAGAAAUCUCUAGAGCAGAAACGGAAUCGAUGUCUUAGGGAAAUGAUGCACAUAUUUGGACAGCUCAAAGAGACACACAACUUGGAUCUUAGCCAACCUGUCCCCUUGAGCACUGAGAAGAAGCAGAUUCUGGCUCCUCCCAAAUUUGUUAAACAGACAUUCCCAGAGUUACUAGUGGAAGAGGGGAGAAGAGCUGACAUUCUCAAGAAGCUUAGACAUGAUGAGCAGAUGGAGGCCAUCUGGAAUGCUGAUCUGUCCACUUCAAGCUAUCCAAUAACAGAGAAGACAGCAAUACAAUCGCUCUGGGCUCAGCUGGGCGGAUAUCCAGAUAUUCCUAUGCUGCUCCAGUUGGACGUUCAGUCUACCUUCAGAAAAUCUCUUGCAUCUCUCCAAUCACAGAAUUUGCUAUUGGGCCAGGACACCAGGAAGGCCAGAUUAGAAUGCUUCUAUUUGUAUCAUGACUCAGAAAUAUGACCUGAAAUGCAGUUGUCAUAUCUGGCUCAA